AUGGAUAAUCUGUAUGGUAUUAGCGACUCAAAACUUCCUAAACGCGGCAGCAUGUCACCUAUACAGAACUUUGGGACUCAGAAUCCUUACUUCCAUUACAAAACUCCUGUGAUCGAUCAAUAUCCAUCACCUGAUGGCCAUAUUACUUCUUUUAAGACUGUGAACUCCCCACUCCUCCGAUAUCUGCAAUCUUCUAGGUCACUUUUGGCAACGCCUUCAUCAAUUGGGGAUCAUCAGUCUUCAAUCGGAUACAAAUAUCAUCGCAACAGUGUUACUCGGGGCUCUGAUAAGUCUCCAAGAGUGGAGCCACCACAUCGGCCAAGGUCACCUUUACUUUUUAGGAACACUGCAGUGAAGGUGGAAGAAGAUGUGUUAGUGAUGGAUGGUGUCGUUCUGAAGAAUCCACCAGUUGAUAGAGGUAAAUCUUCAUCAUCUUCUUUGCCAGAUAGCUCAUCAUCAUCAUCAUCAUCAUUAUCAUCCCCUGGUAGUAACAACUAUAAGAUGGAUCUUUGUGUGUCUUACUUGGAGAAAGCUGGUUAUUGCCGUUAUGGAACCAAAUGCCAGUUUGCACAUGGAAAUAAGGAGCUGAGGGCAUCACAAUUUCCUUACAAAACCAUACUUGAGACCCCUUGCAAAAACUACAACAUCUCAGCAGCAAUGUCACCUAUGAAAAUAGAGGAAUUCACCACAAACAUUGCAAGCUUUAAAACCACUGAUUGGACUCCUUUAGAUGAUGACAUUGAGAUUCAAAAAGGAAAUGGUGACACCUUUUCAAAACAUGACAUUGAUGCUUACAUUAACAAGUUCCUUCAUGGUUCUAAAAAAUCAAAGAGGCUUCCAGUUUUCACUGCAAUUUUCCUAGAAUAG
Molecule: messenger RNA, 867 nt
Organism: Lactuca saligna
Lineage: Eukaryota; Viridiplantae; Streptophyta; Magnoliopsida; Asterales; Asteraceae
Source: the annotation of a GenBank genome assembly